GCACAUCCUGUUGUUUUAGUCGAGUCUUCCUGCAUAAAGGUUCCUACAUGUGAUCAGUGUUCACUGAGACACACACAGAGCUCGCAGUGGACUAAAGGACCAUGUCUCCUCACGUGUCCUCACCUCGUUUAAGGCCAACAUGGAGCCCCUCUUUUUGGGUCGCCUGCAUGGUUUUGAUGUUCGGUCGGCUGCAGGCACUCGUUCCGAGCGAGGCCACUCCUCCCAAACGCUCAGAAGAACAACGCGGUUUGGGCAACACCCCCCUUUUCCCAGGAGUCCCGACCACACCGUUAACCACAACAAGCGUCAGCACUGAAGAGAAACCGCUCUCAAGCCCAUGUGACGUAUACUGCUCCUUAUGUGACGAGGCUACACUACCGACGGUCCAGUGCUACUCUGAAUUCCUUAAAAUCUGCAGACUGAAUUUACAGAAUGAGCUGGAUAAUGUCAACUCCACCGACUUGUGCGUGUGGGAUAAAGUGAAAAGUCCCUAUAACAAUUUCACCAUGUGUUCGGAGGGCAUUGCGGAGUGCUUGGCGCUCCCGUGGCCCAACAGGCUGGUGGAGGACAUGUUUGUGGAAAUCCACUCCUCCUUCUUCCAGGAGUGUCCCAUCGAGACGCUUAGGGAUCCGCCACCUAACGUCAUCUUCGCCCUCGUCAUGACCCCUAUAUGUCUUAUCCCGGCCAUGGUGGUGCUUGUCGUGCUGAAGACCAAGAACGGAGACAGAAGGUCAUAAAGCUUGACUCCAUCGUCCGGAUUAACUCCAUCUGCCCUUUUCCUGGGAAACACAAACAAACUAGGAAUCAAAACUGGUCUUCUUCUUUUAGACAUGAAACUCUUUUUUUAUUUUAUUAUUAUUAUUUUUUUUUUUUACACUAACUUGACCAAAAACCCAACAGUAGUCCUGUUUCCAUCUACCUGCUAUGCGAAUUCUGAAAUAUUGUGAAUGGAAAUGCCAAGCAGUGGCCAGCAAUCCAAGAGAGUAUAGCAACUGGUCUCUGGAUUCAAAGGAAGGCCUUGUUGUUAUUAUUUUAAUUAGUGCAGCAGUAGCCAAUCACAGGCGUUAGGUUCUGGCUUCGUGGACGUAGUUAACUAGUAUUUGCGUCUAGGCAACUACGAAUAAAAUAUCAUUAGCCGGAACAUGAAAUCUCCUUGUCCUGGGUUCUCAGGACACUGAUUUGUCGGUAUGAUUUAGUGGUAUAGAAGCGCUGCGAUAACAAUUUCUCAUGAUUAUCAUUUUAUUUGUACUUAUUUUUCCCAGAAAUUUCGCUCGACGUUUAUUUUUGCAGAGCAUCUGUAUGGAAACAGACCUACUUGAGCAAUAGUUAUCAUGCGUCACUGGUAUAUUAGGAUCUCAUAAUCAUAUCUGGAUCAACAUCUUUGUUGUUUGAAGGAAUUUUUUUAUUGGCCAUUUUUUUUUAUCCUAGCCAAAGGGGAUGAAUAAGAAUUUAAGCGUUUUUAAGCGGUAAACAUUCUUGCAGACGCUUUUAAAAAGCAGUGUUGGAUCGUCUGCGCUCGUGCUUCGACCAGCAGUUUAUUUUCGACGUUCUUUUACUCAUUCGUGCUGUCGAAUCCUGAUGCCGAUAUUAACAUUACAAUGCUGAGUGCUGGUCCAACUCUGUUAUUAACACCUUUAUAAGUCACUGAAGCCUUACUCCAUGUACUGUAAGACUAUUUUUUUUGUCCAUAGUUAGUAUUUUGAUAUGAAUUUGAGUGUCAGUCGAGUGACAAAGGCCAAUUUGCUGGCUCGGGUAUGAUUAUGAGAAAAUCUCAACGCUUAUUUUUAUGAUUUUAUGACCCAAGUCACAAGCGGUGACUAUCGGUUUUUAUAACAGGACGACUAAAAGAGAAUUUCACCCAUUUUUCCCCCCCUUUCUUUCAUAUUGAACCCAAGUGUCUGUCACUGAUACAAGAUAAAAAAAAAAAGAGCUUUGCUUCAGUAUGAACUUUUCUAAGAAUGCUUUCUGGUUCGGAAAGGAAACAAACCAUCGGGUGGAAAUUUCGACUAUCCGCAACACUUUUCGCAAUGUUUGGGUUCUCUUCAGAUUCCGGUAGCUGUCAGGAGAAACUCCCCAGGUUCUGUUGACCUCCAACAUCUGACCGAUCAGGAACAUCUAAACUAAUCAUGUUGCUGAUAAUUCAGAAACCUCUGCAUCUUGCUCGAGUAUUCUUUGCUUUGGGAUUGGACGAUGAAGGGAAGAGCUCUGUUUGUUUGUUAGUUUUAAAACAGCGAUAGCUUCAGCGAAUUUUCACCAAAAAUCGUUGAAGUCUAAUCGUAUUAAAGAGAUAAGGGACCAAUAUUGGUAUAAAUGUGCAAGCAGAGAUCCUUAUAGCCUCGUUUGCUUAUAAAUGGUUUAAAGUAGAUUGUUUUUUUUUUUUUUUACUUUUGUGGAAACAAAUACAAUAGCACCACCAAUGGUCAUAAGUGGAAAAAAAAAAACAAUACGCAAAAUGAUAUGAAGUAGAGGCUGGGGCCGAUUUCUUUCUAGCCCAGAUUGUAGAUUCACGCAGUCGAGUCGAAUGAUUGUAAUAGCGUGAUACGCUGAUUGAAAUAAAGACGAACAAGCUGGAUUACUUUCUUGAUCGCUGAUUUUUCAUACUGGGAUUAGACUCUAACUCAUUUGUCCUACGAUAUGUAAAAAAAAAACCCCAAACAAUACAGAGCAAUGAAAAACAAAACAAAACCCUGGUGUAUCGUUUCCAUUUUGUUUUGGUGGCAGACACCAAAAUUUGAUGCAAAUUAUAAAGAACAAAAUGGGUGAAAUUCCUUUAAAGGAGCAAGUGAACCGCAUAAACAUCUCAAUCGAUCAGUGUAUUUUUGUAUGACAAUGCAGCGUUCUCUCAGUCCGCAGCUCACUGAAUGUUUAAAGGUUUAACGCUUUAGUUCAACCACAAGGUUGAGAAGUAUUCAAAUCCCACGACUGCCCCUGCUGGGUCAUCGAGCCAGACGAUUAACUCUCAUCCGUGGGUCUCAUUUGUAAGCCUUUGGCCACUUUGGUGCAACAAUCAGAGUAAUUUAGCACGGUAGAGAUGAAAGGUGAAGGGUCAGAGAGGUGGCGUGGGAACACUGUUAACUGGAAAAGCAGCUGGAAUGAAGGCUGUGUGCUUACCUGUGUGAAUCUGAAUAAAAAGGUCUCAGUUCAAGGUCUGACAUGGGAUAAAAUAAGAGAUAUGUUUAUACGUAGAAAUUGUUUUACUGUUCCAUGUAAUUGUCUUUAAAUGUACUUUGCACAAUUUUUUAUUUUUUUUUGAACGACUCUGAAAGUGUGUGCUUUCGUUGAAUCUGUGUUUUUGAGCUGCUCUGUCUUGUGGUAUGGCCUCACUAACAAUCUGUGAAUCAUUUUAUACUGUUCCUCUGGAAGCACUUUUACAAUUACAACUUUUACAAAGACAUACAAUUAAACCGUACCUUUUUAAUGCGA
Ictalurus punctatus (channel catfish) is the source of this 3423-nucleotide messenger RNA. It is a transcript of the gene ramp2, whose product is annotated as receptor (G protein-coupled) activity modifying protein 2. The record is from RefSeq and is a predicted model, not a curated record. Gene Ontology annotation, molecular function: coreceptor activity. The coding region runs from base 102 to 737 and encodes 211 amino acids. The transcript has 6 exons. NCBI's taxonomy places the organism in Eukaryota, Metazoa, Chordata, Actinopteri, Siluriformes, Ictaluridae. Gene Ontology annotation, cellular component: signaling receptor complex; cell surface; membrane. Gene Ontology annotation, biological process: receptor internalization; angiogenesis; G protein-coupled receptor signaling pathway.